AUGUGGUUCCAGCUGCUGUUUCAAGUAAUCGCAGUCCUCUUGAUGAUACUGUUCACAAGACAGUCGAAUGGCCUUAACUACCGAUUCAUUGCCGAGGAUGAUGAGUUCUUUGCAGAAUGCGAUAAAGCGCCCAGUAAUGCUCUGAACUUUCAUGGAAUGGCUGACCUUUCUCAAAUAACCUUCGCUCGGAAUGAUGGUAUAAUAGCCAUAUCGGGCAAUGCUACCGCAACCUGGCCUAUUAAACCUGGGGAUCGCAUUGAAGGCAAAGGUGUCAUGUUCUGGUACGAUCGCGGCAUCUGGCACCCAACACAAUUCAGUAUGACAGUGCAUGACUGCUGUGCCGUCAUGUACGACAAGCCGCAGUACUGGUAUAAAUAUUGGACAAAACAUAUAAUCAAUAGUGAAGAAAUAAAGGACCAAUGCUUUAAUCCCGGAACCAAAAUGUUACAUGAGCCUUUCGAACUAGACAUUAUAAUGCCGUUCACAGGCCUGCCCUUAAAUGGUCGGUACAAGGUCGUGACUACGCUUAGGGCAUUCGACAAGAGUAAUGUGCAGCGCGAUACAUCCGUUUGCUUACAAGCCAUUGGGGAAUUCGAAAGGCUAAACUAA
Drosophila navojoa is the source of this 609-nucleotide messenger RNA. RefSeq lists its product as uncharacterized. The record is from RefSeq and is a predicted model, not a curated record. Lineage: Eukaryota; Metazoa; Arthropoda; Insecta; Diptera; Drosophilidae.